GUCCAGAAGGAGAUGACCCCUAGUAAGAAGAUCCCUGUCCUUGUGGAUGGGGUUGUACUCAAUGGACCUCAAACUGAUGUGAAAGCAGGAGAAAAAUUUGUUGAAGAAGUCUGCCGGCUUGUCAUGGAAGAGGUGGUUUUGAAAGCUACAGAUGUCAAUGAAAAGGUGUGUGAGUGGCAGCCCCCUGAGCAGCUGAGGCAGCUCCUUGAUCUGGAGAUGAGGGACACAGGAGAGUCACAGGACAAGCUGCUGAAACUCUGCCAAGAUGUCAUCCACUUCAGCGUCAAAACCAACCAUCCAAGAUUUUUUAACCAGUUGUAUGCUGGCCUUGAUUACUACUCCUUGGCAGCCCGGAUUCUAACAGAAGCUCUGAACCCAAGCAUUUAUACGUAUGAGGUGUCCCCAGUGUUUCUGUUAGUGGAAGAGGCGGUUCUGAAGAAAAUGAUUGAAUGUGUUGGCUGGAAAGAAGGGGAUGGAAUAUUUAAUCCAGGUGGCUCAGUGUCCAAUAUGUGUGCAAUGAAUUUAGCUAGAUACAGAUAUUACCCUGAUGUUAAGGAGAAGGGCCUGUCUGGUUUGCCAAGAUUAAUCCUUUUCACAUCGGCAGAGUGUCAUUACUCCAUGAAGAAAGCGGCCUCCUUCCUUGGGAUUGGCACUCAGAACGUGUACUUUGUGGAAACAGAUGGAAGAGGUAAAAUGAUACCCGAGGAGCUGGAGAGACGAAUUGGGCAAGCGAGACAAGAGGGAGCAGUACCAUUUCUUGUUUGUGCCACUUCUGGUACCACUGUGCUGGGUGCCUUCGACCCCCUGGAUGAGAUUGCUGAGGUCUGUGAGAAGCAUGGCCUCUGGCUCCACGUGGAUGCCUCUUGGGGUGGCUCAGCUUUGGUGUCAAGAAAGCACCGCCAGCUCCUGUAUGGAAUCCACAGGGCUGACUCUGUGGCCUGGAAUCCACACAAGAUGCUGAUGGCUGGAAUCCAGUGCUCUGCUCUACUUGUCAAGGACAAAACUGAUCUUCUUAAGAAGUGCUACUCUGCCAAAGCCACCUAUCUGUUCCAGCAGGAUAAAUUCUACGAUGUCAGCUACGACACAGGAGACAAAUCCAUCCAGUGCAGCAGGAGACCUGACGCCUUCAAGUUCUGGAUGACCUGGAAGGCCCUGGGCACCUUAGGACUAGAGGAGAGAGUUAACCGUGCCCUUGCUCUGUCUAGGUACCUGGUAGACGAAAUCAAGAAGAGAGAAGGAUUCAAGUUACUGAUGGAACCUGAAUACACCAAUAUUUGCUUUUGGUACAUUCCACCGAGUCUCAGGGAGAUGGAAGAAGGACCAGAGUUCUGGAAGAAGCUUAGCUUGGUGGCCCCAGCCAUUAAGGAGAAAAUGAUGAAGAAGGGAAGUCUCAUGCUGGGCUACCAGCCCCACCGAGGGAAGGUCAACUUCUUCCGCCAAGUGGUCAUCAGCCCUCAAGUGAGCCGGGAAGACAUGGACUUCUUGCUAGAUGAGAUAGACAGCCUAGGGAGGGAUAUGUAG
This is a messenger RNA of Arvicola amphibius (Eurasian water vole), 1521 nucleotides long. It is a transcript of the gene Gadl1, whose product is annotated as glutamate decarboxylase like 1. The record is from RefSeq and is a predicted model, not a curated record. The transcript is spliced from 14 exons. Gene Ontology annotation, cellular component: cytoplasm. Gene Ontology annotation, molecular function: carboxy-lyase activity; pyridoxal phosphate binding. The coding region runs from base 13 to 1521 and encodes 502 amino acids. Gene Ontology annotation, biological process: carboxylic acid metabolic process. Lineage: Eukaryota; Metazoa; Chordata; Mammalia; Rodentia; Cricetidae.